AUGGAUCAGAUUGGCCAGAUGAAAUUGAUGGUUUUUGAUAGUAUGGCUUCUGACAUUGUUGGCUGUCCUGUAAGCAAUCUUCCUGAUGGGUCAUGGGAUGAGAUUGAUGAUCCUGAAGCUUUGCCUAAUUCUAUUAAGAACUUGGUGUCUAGGGUGCUGUCAAAUGAUACAACUGAAAAAGAAGAGGAGAUUCCAGCUGAUUCCAAUGACCAGAAAUUGUUUACAAUGGGAGAUCGAAGACAAAGGGCUAAAGGAAAAAAGAAAACGGUGGGUUCAUCUAGAUCUGACUAUCCUGAGGAUAUUCCAGAAGGAUGUAAAAAAACAAAUGAGUUGGAGAAAUGUGAAAAGAAAAUCGUUAAGGGAAGGAUGAUUCAGGAAGAAGAUUGUACUUGUAUUAUUGAAACUGAAAGCGAAGGGAGCUCUUGCUCAAAUUCAAAAUCGAAAAACAAGAAAAAGAGCUCUAAGGUGGAAAAAGCCAAAGCCGAUCCAUGUUUUGGAAAAAUGAAGGAUAAAAAGGUAUUCAAGAUCAGAAAUUUGCAUGUCGUAAAGGACGUGGAUGAAAGGAAGUUAAUAGAGUUGCUACAGAAAGGUCCAAUUGCCGUGAGUAUAGCAGUAGCAAAUGACUUUAAGCUAUUUAAAGGGGAUGAAGUCCACAAAGGAUAUCCUAAGAGUGGGAGAAAGGCCUUAAGAGACCAUAUGGUUCUAUUGACGGGUUACGGAACAACAUCAGACGGUGUCCAUUACUGGGAGUUUCAAAAUUCGUACGGUCUGGAGUGGGGGAAAGAUGGAUUUGGGAGAUUAAUUAGACAGUGCAGCCAAGAAAAGGAAGAACCAUCUCUAAUCAAUGCCUAUAUCUACCCAGAGAUUCUGGCCUAA
Camelina sativa (false flax) is the source of this 876-nucleotide messenger RNA. The record is from RefSeq and is a predicted model, not a curated record. NCBI's taxonomy places the organism in Eukaryota, Viridiplantae, Streptophyta, Magnoliopsida, Brassicales, Brassicaceae.